Molecule: messenger RNA, 312 nt
Organism: Striga asiatica
Lineage: Eukaryota; Viridiplantae; Streptophyta; Magnoliopsida; Lamiales; Orobanchaceae
Source: the annotation of a GenBank genome assembly
AUGAAAAAUAUCAAAAUAACUAGGGUUGCGAAACUCGUCAACCCUAGAUGGAGCAAAUUCCCGAUCUCCCUCACGAUUGAAGCAUCCCUGGUGGCGAGCUUUUUUCAAUCGAGCUCCUCAAUACGCGUGAGCUGCAAUUGUCGAUUCCAAGCUAGGUCCCGUGGCGCCGCCAGUGCUCUCGCCGUGGAGAUUCCAACCUGGGAGCCUCUGGAGACGGCCGCCUGCUGCUGGCCGAUCUUUGUCCAGCCAUCAAACCCUAGGGGAGCGGUGGCGAUGUGGUGGCUGUGGUGGUGGAGCAAGACUGGAUCUUAA